This is a messenger RNA of Aspergillus nidulans FGSC A4, 2214 nucleotides long. RefSeq names its product Rad21/Rec8 N terminal domain protein. Gene Ontology annotation, cellular component: cohesin complex; nucleus. The record is from RefSeq and is a predicted model, not a curated record. Bases 1 to 2214 code for a protein of 737 amino acids. Gene Ontology annotation, biological process: sister chromatid cohesion. Lineage: Eukaryota; Fungi; Ascomycota; Eurotiomycetes; Eurotiales; Aspergillaceae. The transcript has 7 exons.
AUGGUAUUAGGUAGACUAUCUGCCGCUACCCUGAGUUUCUUUCCUGCUCUUCUCUCUAUUUUACCGUUCUUCCUUUCACACUUUUUGAAGCACGCUCGCCAGUAUUGGCCAACUUCAUCUUUGAACGUCUUAGAGACUCGUUACUCUGAGGCCAGAAAGCAGGUCUUUGUUGCAGUACCGACGACACUUGUCUUCCUUGAGCUUGUAGGGGCCCUUGUACUUGUACUUACAUCUCCCGAGCAUGGAGUAGCUACGGUUUGGCUUGUAGCAACUCUAGGGGCUAGAUCCAUUUCAAGGAGACUAAAUCGGCGGACUAUACAAAAUGUGGAUGUUCCCAAGGCUUGCAAUGUUAUUAUCGAUCCUGCAGCUCCGAUGGCGCUCAGACUCCAGAGCAACCUUUUGUACGGAAUCUCGAGGGUGUAUAGCCAACAGUGCGGAUAUACCCUGCUCGACGUUCAAGCGAUGCACGAUAAGAUGAGGCAAACGUUAAGGUCGGUCCCUGCUGGAGGAUUGGAUCCGUCCGCCGGAAAGGCCAGACCUGAGCAGCUCGUCCUACCCUAUGAUCCCUCCUUUCUCCCAGAGAACAACCUCCCCGGUCUCGGCCUAGAUCUGUCGAAACUAAAUAGGUUGCUUGAGACGGAAUCGAGCCAGCAAUCCAACGUCUCCAUACCUCGAACUCCGGACCUCAGUCAAUCUGCUCUCUCGAACAGCUCAGUACUGGGUCUGAAUAUUCCGUCUGAUGAGAACAUUCUGAGAGAUAUGGGUGGAUUCAGCUCUGAGGCUGACGUUGCGAGCUCUGCUAAAGGCGGUCUUGACUUUGGAAGGGUGCUGACUUCGUCCUUACAUGACGAGGGUGGUGUGCUGCUCCAGCCUGACUUUGAGUUUGAUGAAAAUGGCAAUAUUGUUGAGCUCGGUGGGAGGACUCAGAAUGAAGUCAGGACUAGACCGCCUUUGCUUGCCGAUGAAGACAUAGAGAUGGCUAUAACGAACGAGCCUGCCCGACCUGUUCGCCCAGCCGUAUUCUGUGACGGAGACGAAGCUCCACGCGAGCCAGUAGAAAUAGAGACUCAUGGGGCAACAGCACCACAGAGACAGAGGGGUCCUAAGUUCCUCGCUUCAGAUCUACAGACGGCAUUGCGCAAUGCUGAGCUAGCCGCCAUGAACGAAGACUACAUGCACAAUGUGGCACUGGCUGCCAGACAAAAACGUCAGAAUAGGGUAUCAACUCAGGCCAAGAGGAACGCAGCUUACUGGGUUUUCAGGCUGGGGAUCGGCUCCGUAGGAGCUGGUGUUGGGUCGUCUCGAGUCAUUCAUCCAUUGCAUUUCUUCUCCGGAGACGAGUUAUAUGAGACGCUAGUUUCUCACAAACGGCCGCUAGAAGAUGAGCCGGAGGCUGAGGGGCGCCGGGUACGCGCGAGAGAAGAUGAUGAACAGGGCAGAAUGGAUAUUGUGGAUGACACUAAUCUUUGGAACGAGGACGUUGAGCUUGGACGUCACCAAUCACCACCUCUUUACGAUGACAAUUCCUCCCAAAUGCCCUGGAACAUAACCGCCUCUGUGCAGAGCUCUCGUCACGGGGCAUCCGUAGCAAACAUUUUUGGAGGCCUUGGAAGUGUGAGCGACCUUUCAUCCCGUGGUCUCCCUGAGUCAGUUGCCUCCUUCGGCCGAGCUCCCAGCGUAGGUCCCUCAGGUAUAGGACGGUCGCGCAACCGAUUGACUAGCGCAAGCCCUCUUGCAGGGCGAGGGUUCCCUUACGAUUUAGACAAUUUGUCUAUUCCUGGUCACUACGAUGACGACCUUGACAAACUGGAAGGUUUCGACUUGGGAAAUUACCUCGACGAAAAUGUUAUGGGGGAUGACAACUCCAACGCGGACGUAGCAGGUCCAUCACAUAGAAGCCAGGAGCUUCAGAACAGUCUCACCGAGUCAGUCAUGGACCAGGAGGGUCUCAACUUCCUCGGUUUCAUGGCUGCGAAGAUCCAGUCGCUGAAACCAGCAGAAGGCGCUUCCGCCACCGAAAUCACAUUCUCUACAUUAUUGCCGUAUCAGGACACGUCUGCCACUGUCGCUACGCAGGGUCUCAUGCAUAUCCUUGCUCUAGCCACCAAGGGCUUCCUUAAAGUGCGCCAGGAUGAAUACCAAGACCAAAGCAACGCAGACGACGGGGUCCGAUACGAGUUUGGGGAGAUCUUCGUAAGUCUAGCUGAGGUGUAG